UAGGUACUGAAACUAUAUUAAAACAGAGAUUUAGUGGUAUUACAGGGGCUUUUUUAGUGCUCUAUCAUGGAAAACUUCUAGCUUUUCAUCAGGGAUAGUCGCGUAUAAUUUCUAUUGGGAUGUUUAGGGGAAGUUGGAUGAGAUUGAAGUUGCGCUUCCACCGAAGUAUACGUACAUUUCUUAUUGGGGCUCAGAGUAUGGUCACGGUUCCAGGCCCUCGUUACAUAUACCCAGAGUCCGUAACGCAGCUGUUAAACAUGGGCUUUCCAGAGGAAACUGUCAAGAAUGCCCUUACCAAGUUUAAUAAUGUAGUCCAAGCUGCUGAGUGGAUCCUUAACAGUCAAGAUGAUAUUGAUCACUUAAAUAACCGUCAGCAUUCAAAUUUAAGUGGGGAAACCUACGUUAAUGAAGAACAUUCCGUUUUAAGUCCUCACCAACGCUACCUUGCUCUCUUUUCUACCUUUCUUAAUGACUUUAACAUCGUUUGUGAAGGAGCUAUCAUCCAUAAAGAGGAGUGCGUUGCAAGCUUUGAUAAUGCCUACAACCCAGAUGGUCUGUAUAUUUGCACGAAUUCCUUUGUCUGCGUGAGCCGUCGUUUCCUAGACCUUCACCACCUCUUGACUGGCCAGAAUGUUUAUCUGCAUAUUACGAAAAAACUUGAUCCGCGGUUAAAUGAUACUCAAACAAAUCUAGAAGCGAAGCCUUCUGUGCUUGGAAUUGGUGUUCCUGGAGGAUUCAACGUCGAAGAACGCAGCUUAUACAAAGAUGUUUACUCUCUCUACCUUUAUAAUUCUGCAGAGGAAAUCCUUAUUGAGAACAACUCUAAUCUUCCUUCCUUUGUUGAGCGCUCAGUAAACUCGAUCAUACGGAGUGAGUCUGGCUUUAGCAGAGAAAAAGUUGCAGAGUGGCAGGAAACACUUAAAGAAUCUACUUACGCCAAAAGCUUAGUUCAGCUUGAUAAUGGCGUAAAGAUUCCUCCGACUGGCCAUCAGUGUCAGAAAUGUACAUUAAAGCGAAAUCUUUGGCUGAACUUGACAGAUGGCUCGAUUCUCUGCGGCCGGAAGCAACCGGGCAUCGUGGGGAACUCGCACGCUCUUCUGCACUACCAGCUAACAAAGUAUCCUCUUUGCGUGAAACUGGGCACUAUUUCUUCUCAAGGAGCCGACGUCUAUUCCUACCCCGAAGACGAGAUGGUGAAGGAUCCCUUCCUCGAGAAGCAUCUAUCCCACUUUGGGAUAGACAUGCAUAUUCUACAAAAAACCGAGAAGACAAUGGCGGAGUACGACAUCGAUGUGAAUUGGAAACAUGAGUGGGACCUCAUAACCGAAAAGGAUUACGAACUAGAAAAGUGUUAUGGGCCUGGUUUCACAGGAAUCAUCAACCUCGGAAACACAUGUUACAUGGCCUCCGUCCUGCAACUCAUUUUUUCUUUAAAAGAAUUUAUUGCAAAGUAUUAUGAUGGCUACUACGAGUGUGUCAAGGAGAAUAUACUGGCCGAUCCUGUAAAUAAUUUUUCUCUACAAAUGUCCAAACUUGCCUUUGGACUUUGCUCCGGAGAAUAUUCGACUGAGACCCAAAACAAAAUUCUUCGAGGGAUUAGACCGUCCAUGUUCAAAGCGCUGGUAGGUAAAGGCCAUCCUGAAUUUGCCACUGGUCGGCAGCAGGACGCUUCGGAAUUUUAUCAAUAUCUUAUGGAGUACAUUCACCGCAAAGAGACGAGCCGCGGACAACUGGACCCCUCACAAGUUUUCAGAUUCCAAUUGGAAGAAAAGCUGGUGUGUGGCGCGAGCGGCCACGUGCGCUAUACCCAGUUUUCCGAAAACAUGUUGUCCCUGACCAUUUCCAGCGAGAUGGCAGCCAAUGAGAUGGAGUACUUGGAUUAUAAAAAAAGAGUGGAGAACGGAGAAAAGGAUGCUUCGCCGGUUUACUUGAACAUACCUUUGGAAAAAUGUCUAGAAAAAUUCUUUGCCGAGCAGGUUUUAUUAGAAUGGGUUUCUUCCGUAACCAAAAGCAAGACAAUAGCAAAGAAGACCGUCCGAUUUGCCACUUUUCCAAAAUACCUGCUUAUCCACAUUCAAAAGUUCUACGCAGAUGAGAACUGGACGCCGAGAAAGUUGCCGGUGUGCAUCGAGUUUCCCGACAUUCUGGACUUGAGUUGUUUCCGACCGCACGUGAGAGGUGACGAACCUCUUCUGCCGGAAGACGAGGGCUCCGUAGAACAUCCGUGUGGGGUAGUAGUUAGUCACGAUAUAAAAGUCAAUGAAAUUCUGAAAGUAGUAAAUUCUUAUGGCUUCCCUCGAAAUGUAUGUUUGAGGGCAGCAGCUUUGAUGAAGGAUGAAGGGGUUGAAAGCGCUGUGCACUGGUGCUUAGCUAACAGUGGGAAUAGUGACGCUAAUGCUUCCUUGGACUCUUCUUUGCUGGAGCAGUUAUCACUGAAGACAAGCUCCGCAGUAGAAACCAAGAGCCCGUCUUUCUUUUGUUCUGCGUCAGUCGCAGACUCGGACCUGACAAGCAUCAUGAAUAUGGGAUUUUCCCGGGAGCUGGCCGCCCAAGCUCUGGGUAACACCGGCGGAGACGUGAACAGAGCUAUUGAUUGGAUAUUCUCCCGCUCUGAAGCAGAUGCGUUCGGUGCGUCCAGUGUAGAAACUAGCAGUGGGACAUUUUCAGUUAACGCUUUAGCCCAGCACGGAGCUACCGGAAAGUAUAGGCUCACUGGCCUCAUAUCGCACAUGGGCACUUCUGCUUUUACCGGGCAUUACGUUUGCCAUUUGAGAAAAGAGGAGAAAGGCGACAAGUUUGUGCUGUUCAACGAUGAGAAGGUGGCCGUUAGCGAGAACCCUCCUCUUGCGCAUGGAUACAUGUACCUGCUGCAUCGUUUGGACAACGAGUAGUGAUUUUAGGUAACAGUACUAUAUUUUAAGACUUUAAGACUCGUUUUAACCUAUUUUUAAAGUCUUUAUCAAAGUUAAAUAUAGCGAGUAUUAUUAUAAAUCCAAUAAAAAUUCAGUUUUAUGAA
Zophobas morio is the source of this 3016-nucleotide messenger RNA. Its product is annotated as ubiquitin carboxyl-terminal hydrolase 5-like. Gene Ontology annotation, biological process: protein deubiquitination. Gene Ontology annotation, molecular function: cysteine-type deubiquitinase activity; zinc ion binding; protein binding. NCBI's taxonomy places the organism in Eukaryota, Metazoa, Arthropoda, Insecta, Coleoptera, Tenebrionidae. The transcript has 28 exons. The record is from RefSeq and is a predicted model, not a curated record. The coding region runs from base 120 to 2891 and encodes 923 amino acids.